UUUCGAUCAUCUCGAUCUGUACGAGCUGAAGUUAGCGUCACUGGUUUGCCGUCGGUGGGCGAAAGUUACUUUUUCCGGUCAAAGCAUGAACCGUGUUUGGUUGGUGCAGCCUGAUGGCGGAUGGGAACUUGUGCUAAACACCCGCAGGAGUUAUCGCAACAUUUAUCACAAGAAUGUUUUACGUAUCGAAGGUCCGUUUGAACGCUUAUCAUGGUUUCUGCAAACGUUGAAGUUUCCUGUUCGAAGGUUGAAAAUUGAUUAUAGAAUAACUUUCGAGGAAUUACGAUUGAUUCUUCUGGAAGUUCCUGAGCUUCAAUAUUUAUCCAUUGAAAGUUACAUUGACUUCAACUGCAAAACGAACGAACCAUUACCGGUUUUAACGAAGCUAAAAUGCCUCGAACUGGGCCUAUUUCAAAGCAAUCUAUUUGAUUGCUUCCGAAUGAAUGUCGCAAAUUUGCAGAGUCUUUACAUGAGCUGCGAGACAGAUGGUGAACUGGAAACAUGGAGACACCUGAGUGGGCAGUUAAAACUCGUGCACGUGUUUUUUUCAACCUAUAGCUCCCAAUUUCUCGAGCUAACGUUCCCACAUCUAGAAGAUUUUACCAUAGAAGAAGUUGUUUAUGGGACGACUGAAGAGGAAGAGAUAGACUUAAGCAGAGGGAAUGAUUUUUUUCGAAGACACUCCUUGCUUCGAAGACUUUCUGUCCCCGUGCCUAUUUCAGUAGAAUGGAUUCGAAGUAUUACUAGCCACUGCCCUGAGCUGACGUAUCUGUCCCUUGUUUUGAAGAAUCCGGAAGAAGGUACUUUAGAAUCGCUGGUACAACUAACUAAACUAAGACAUCUUUCAUUUCCCUAUCGCUCAAUGUCUAAAUACAAUACUCGUCUAAAUACAAGACAAUACACCCAACUGGAUGAAAAACUGUUUCGCGGAACCUUCAAAUCGCUCGAAUCAGUUGAAUUGCAAAUGCAUCCCACUCGCAUUUUGCUCGAAAACCUUUUCGAAACAGCGCCGCAAUUGAAAUAUCUGAAGAUCAUGCCCAGAUCCCACUAUAACCUUCAAUUGGAUAUUCAGUUCAUCUGCGAGAAGUUUUCAUGUCUCCGACGCUUAGAACUUAACAUGUAUAAAAAGACAGCAGCCGACAAUUCUGUUAGAAUUGACAGAUUGGAUCAUUUAGAGGAACUUAAAAUACGCAACGUUGAGAGCAUUAGCUUCAUUCAUCGCAAUAACGUUCGGUGCUUGACACUAAGUGGUCCCAAGAUGAAUUACAAGGAUCUUGACCAGAUACCGGAAAAGUUUCCUUUGCUAAAGAGAUUGAUCCUCGAUAGUUUCGGGGUGUCUCUGGCUAAUGUCAAAAGGCUACAUAAAUUGAUGCCUUCAUGUAGAAUCGACUUCGGUUCGCACCGUUUCUAUCCACAAGUCCUCCCAUAAGUGCGUCGUUCGGUUCAUAUAAAAGCCCGUAACUCGCAAAGCACACAAAACCUCGUACUGUAGA
Molecule: messenger RNA, 1493 nt
Organism: Anopheles cruzii
Lineage: Eukaryota; Metazoa; Arthropoda; Insecta; Diptera; Culicidae
Exons: 4
Coding region: 86-1429 (447 amino acids)
Source: RefSeq, a predicted model, not a curated record